AUGGCAAAAGUGCAGAAACGGAUAGAUAACAACAACCUGGUCCCCACGUCUAGUCUGUCAUUAACCGGUUAUACCACUUGUCGUAAACUGGGGCUCGAAAUUAGCCAGAGUGAAAACAUCACAGGAGCUAAAAGCGGUUCACCGUCGUACGGGAGCUUCGGAGGGGAGAUGCUGUCCAUGUUGGUGCUCCUGCUCUGGAGUGUCCACGCAGCUCAGUCCUGUCUGCAGUGUGAGCGCACCAUCAGACUCCUGCAUGAAGACUACAUCUUGUCUGCUCCCUCUGUGAACGACCAAAUUGAACUGAAAAGUAUUUGUGACCAGGCAUAUCAGACCUACAGAGAGACCAGCUUGAAGCAAAAGGGGGUCAUCGAUCCCACCACCCUUUACAGAGCCAGAACUGAGUACCAGAGUGAAUUUGCCCGCUUCCUGGAAACAAAGCACACUGGAUCUUUAACAUUUGAAACUAUUCAAAUCAUGGAGAAAGGCAGGAAGAUUUUAGAGAACCACUUGGACACUUUCAUACGUGACGGACUGUGCCCCAACAAGUGUGGCUUUCUUAAGAGAAGAGUUAUGGAUUGCCUCUCCUGCCGUUACAAGUUGUACACCUGUCCCUCUCCAACUGGUCGGCAGGACUGCGGUGAGCAACCAGUGCAAGCGGAGGAGGGAGGCCAGGCAGUGCUGAGUUGUUUUCGUCCUUGGCAUCGCCUUCUGCAGGGAAAAACAGAGUACUAUUACUCCUGGGUCCCGGGAGCCCCAAAAACCAAAAAGUUGGAUGAAAGUGAUUUCAAGCCCUUGGUGUUGACAGAAGACUCAUCCAUAGUCCUGAAUCAGCUGCACUUGGAUGAACAGGGAACAUAUCGCUGCUCUCUGCAAGACCAAAAUGGGACCAUCUUCUACAGAGUCACUUUCCUACUGACAGUUGCCCCUUUGUCUCCCCAGACCAAGCGACCUUUCGUCACUCUUCCCUCGCUGCCUCGUGGAGACAAAGACUCACUCUUUCAACCUACAGAGGGCCCGUUGGUGCCAGUCAUCGCCACGGUUACAGCUCUGAGUCUCACAGCGAGCGUAGGCCUCACGGCUGUGUUGGGGUGA
Molecule: messenger RNA, 1092 nt
Organism: Cololabis saira (Pacific saury)
Lineage: Eukaryota; Metazoa; Chordata; Actinopteri; Beloniformes; Belonidae
Product: izumo sperm-egg fusion protein 1
Exons: 9
Coding region: 1-1092 (363 amino acids)
Biological process (GO): sperm-egg recognition; fusion of sperm to egg plasma membrane involved in single fertilization; heterotypic cell-cell adhesion
Cellular component (GO): plasma membrane; acrosomal membrane
Molecular function (GO): signaling receptor binding; protein binding involved in heterotypic cell-cell adhesion
Source: RefSeq, a predicted model, not a curated record